Porites lobata is the source of this 843-nucleotide messenger RNA. The record is from the annotation of a GenBank genome assembly. NCBI's taxonomy places the organism in Eukaryota, Metazoa, Cnidaria, Anthozoa, Scleractinia, Poritidae.
AUGGAGUGUUUUAUUGUGGUUAACUGUCUGCUGAAUGUCCUGCUAAUGCUCCCAUCAAUCACUGGCAAUGUUUUCGCGUUGGUCGCCAUAUUAAGAACCUCUUCUCUUCUUUCACCGUCCACAGUUUUCUUAUGCAGUCUCGCUGUCUCAGAUCUUCUUGUUGGUAUGGUUGUACAACCAUUUUACAUCGCACAUCAACUGAACCCUGGACUGAGAUUAACAGAUGCAUUCGACGCCUUCUCUUCUUUAAGCUGCGGCGUUUCUUUGUGUACAGUGACAGCGAUAAGUGUGGACAGGUUUUUGGCUCUGCAUUAUCACAUGCGAUACCCGAAUAUGAUGACGGAUAAACGCGCAAUGUACAAAUCGUUAAGUCUUGGGUUCUUGAUGAUCCUUGCAUCAUGUCUUUAUGUAUGGAACAUGACCUAUGCGAGACUAACCUUCGUUCCCGGGAUUGCCAUUUGUAUCAAGGUUUCUACUUUUGUUUACAUCAGAAUUUAUCAAAUUGUUCGAAGACAUCAGCUUCUGAUUCAUAUACAACAGCAAGCAGUACAAACUGUUGGUGUUGAUCAUAACCUGAACUUACUGCGAUCACAGAGAAGUGCUAUAAACACUUCUAUUUAUUACGUCUGUAUGAUUUUGAGUUAUUUUCCAUUGAUUAUAAAACUGUUAGUUGUAACCAUCAACCGCAGAUUUCAGAGACAGGAGUGGGAUUUGACAUAUACUGUGGUGUAUAUGAACUCAUCAAUUAAUCCAAUUUUGUAUUGCUGGCGUUUACGUGAACUUCGAACUGCAGUUUUAAAGGUAGUAAGACAACUGCUAUGCAGACAAACACAGGAAAGCUAA